Messenger RNA from Diaporthe amygdali, 1089 nucleotides. RefSeq names its product Trans-enoyl reductase ccsC. The transcript is spliced from 2 exons. Bases 1 to 1089 code for a protein of 362 amino acids. Gene Ontology annotation, molecular function: oxidoreductase activity, acting on NAD(P)H. Lineage: Eukaryota; Fungi; Ascomycota; Sordariomycetes; Diaporthales; Diaporthaceae. The record is from RefSeq and is a predicted model, not a curated record.
AUGACUACACCAAGGACCCAGACCGCUGUGAUACAGUCCAAGACGCCUUCAAGGCCGUCUGGACUCCCACUGGCUAUCACUUCAUCCAAACCAGUGCCCGAAAUCUCUUCACCAUACCAUGUUGUGGUGCGAGUGCUCGCUGUGGGUUUAAAUCCUACAGACUACAAAAUGAUAACGCACUUCUUUAUGGAAGGCAAUACUGUUGGGUGCGACUUCUGUGGUAUUGUGGAGUCGGCUGGGGCUUUGGCCUUGGUAUCGCCUGGUGAGAGAGUCUGCGGUGCAGAUUUUCCAUAUCGACCUGACAAUUCGUUGAACGGCGCUUUCGCUCAGUACGCUGUUACCGAUUCUCGCCACGUACUCCGAGUUCCAGAGAACUGGAGCGAUACUCAGGCCGCUGCACUCGGUGCUAUCGGUUGGUGUACUGCUUGUCUCGCAAUAUCAGACCCCGGGGCUCUCAAUCUGAAGGGGAUGCCCUCUCGGCCAACUGAGAAGCCUGUGCCCGUUUUGAUUUAUGGCGGAGCAACAGCAACUGGCCUCAUGGCUAUUCAGAUGUUGAAGCUAUCGGGAUACGACCCCAUUACUGUUUGCUCGCCGAAGUCUGCGCCGAUGGUUAUGGAGUAUGGCGCUGUCGGGACGGCUUCUUAUCUAUCCUCAGACAGCCUUGAAUCAGUGCAGUCCCUUGCGAAUGGGCUUCCGAUCAAGUACGCGCUCGACUGCAUCACCGAUGCAGAAUCUACCGCGUUUUGUUACGCUGCUUUAGCGCGGGUGGGUGCUCGGUAUGCUUGCCUCGAGGACUGCCCAGAAUCAUGGCGUACGAGGCGCGCGGUGAAAUACAAGGCGGUUAUGGGAUUUGAGGCACUAGGUUUUGACGUUGACCUAAAUCAUCCGGUAUACACGCGCAAGGCGAACUUUGAGCUACACGGCAUUGCCUUGCAGUGGGCUCAAGAAAUACAAUCGCUGCUGGAUCAGAGACAGAUCAAGACACAGCCAAUCCGCGAGAUAGAUGGCCAGUUCGAGGGGGUCAUCAGAGCAUUGGAAAUGCUUCAAAGCGGAGAGGUGAAAGGCGAGAAACUUGUUGUGCGUGUAUGA